AAUUUGGAGGAGUGCCUGUGACAAGGGGCCUCCAGCUUUGCUUUUACUGAAAUGUUGUGCAAACAGUCUGCAGAUAAGCGAGGGAGCAAAGCUGUCACUCGCUAGGCGGAACACGCGCCUCCCAUCGUCCGCCGAACAACAAGCGUUCCAGAUUCCGAUCGUCAAACCAAUCACGCACGCAGCCCACACCGCGCUCCCUGCUGCCCACAGCUACGCCAUGGCAUUGGCGACGCCGCUCCGCCACCUCCUCGCCGCGCAGCCCGAGCCCGCCGCCGGAGCGGCGCCGUCCUUGGCCCUGACGCAGCCAGGACGCGCCUUCCCACCCCACCGUGGCGUCCGCUUCCGCGCCAGGCACGCGGCGGCGCCCUUAUCGUCGCCACCUGCCAGGGCCGCCGGGGUCGCGGCGAGGGCGGCGGGCGGGGGGCGGCCGACGGUGCUGGUGACGGAGAAGCUGGGGGCGGCGGGGCUGGAGCUGCUGCGGGCGUUCGCCAACGUGGACUGCGCGUACGAGCUGACGGCGGAGGAGCUGCGCGCCAAGGUGUCGCUGGUGGACGCGCUGGUGGUGCGCAGCGCCACGCGGGUGACCCGGGAGGUCUUCGAGGCGGCGCGCGGGCGGCUGCGCGUCGUGGGCCGCGCCGGCGUCGGCAUCGACAACGUCGACCUCCAGGCCGCCACGGAGGCCGGCUGCCUCGUCGUCAACGCGCCCACCGCCAACACCGUCGCCGCCGCCGAGCACGCCGUCGCGCUGCUCGCCGCCAUGGCCCGCAAUGUCGCCCAGGCCGACGCCUCCCUCAAGACCGGCAAAUGGCAGCGUAGCAAAUAUGUCGGCGUUUCCUUGGUUGGAAAGACAAUAGCUAUUAUGGGCUUCGGGAAGGUUGGUUCAGAGGUUGCUCGACGCGCGAAAGGACUUGGAAUGGAUGUCAUUGCUCAUGACCCAUAUGCCCCCGUCGAUAGAGCCCGAGCUAUCGGUGUAGAUCUCGUAUCGUUCGAUGACGCCAUCUCCACUGCAGACUUCAUAUCACUGCAUAUGCCUCUAACACCAUCAACAACAAAAAUUUUCAACGACGAGACUUUUGCAAAAAUGACGAAAGGAGUAAGGCUUAUCAAUGUUGCGAGGGGUGGAGUGGUUGAUGAAGAAGCAUUGCUGAGAGCACUUGAUAAUGGGACUGUUGCACAGGCAGCACUCGACGUGUUCUUUGAAGAGCCACCGCCGAAAGACAGCAAGUUAGUACACCAUGAAAAUGUCACAGUGACACCGCACCUUGGAGCUAGCACAACAGAAGCACAGGAAGGCGUUGCCCUUGAAAUCGCAGAGGCUGUUAUCGGUGCACUGAAAGGUGAACUGGCUGCCACUGCUGUCAAUGCCCCAAUGGUCUCUGCUGAGAUUUUAGCCGAGUUAUCCCCAUAUGUCAUCCUUGCUGAGAAGCUGGGACGUCUUGCCGUGCAACUCGUGGCUGGUGGCAGUGGGAUCAAGGCAGUCAAGGUCGUCUACUCAUCGGCUAGAGACCCGGAUGACUUGGACACAGGAAUUCUCCGCGCCAUGGUCACGAAAGGCAUCGUCGAACCCAUUUCAAGUGCAUUUGUCAACAUUGUCAAUGCUGACUACGUCGCCAAGCAACGAGGGCUCCGCAUAAUCGAGGAGCAGAUUCUCCUCGACGGCUCCCCUGAGGUCCCUAUAAACUCCAUCCAGGUCCAGCUUGCCAAUGUGGAGUCCAAGUUCGCCGGCGCGCUGUCCGACGACGGUGACAUCAGGGUGGAGGGGAAGGUUAAGGAUGGCACGCCGCAUCUCACGCUCGUCGGCCCUUUCAGCGUCGACGUCAGCCUUGAGGGCAACUUGUUGCUGUGCCGGCAGGUCGACCAGCCGGGCAUCAUCGGCAAGGUGGGAUCGAUUCUCGGGACGAUGAACCUGAAUGUCAACUUUAUGAGCGUUGGCAGGAUUGCUCCAGGGAAGCAGGCCAUCAUGGCCAUUGGGAUUGAUGAGGAGCCUGAUAAGGAAGCUCUCAAGUUGAUCGGGGAGACGCCCUCGGUACAGGAGUUUGUCUUUCUAAAGCUUUAGAGAAUGUAUAGGUUGAUUGAUUUCUAUAUAACAUCUCCUGCUUUACUAGUAUGGGUGGUUUUUGCAAGCUUAUUUAGUUUCUGUGUAGAAUUAUAAUUUUCAGCCCACCUGGAGAAGCUGCUGGUAGAUACAUCUUACGAACAAAUGCGCGGAAUGUGAGGCCUGUUCUUGGGCCUGGUGUCCUACUUUUUGAAUCGAUGAUCUACUGUUGCUGCUA
Messenger RNA from Triticum dicoccoides, 2273 nucleotides. RefSeq names its product D-3-phosphoglycerate dehydrogenase 3, chloroplastic-like. Lineage: Eukaryota; Viridiplantae; Streptophyta; Magnoliopsida; Poales; Poaceae. Gene Ontology annotation, cellular component: chloroplast stroma. The transcript has 5 exons. Gene Ontology annotation, molecular function: NAD binding; phosphoglycerate dehydrogenase activity. The record is from RefSeq and is a predicted model, not a curated record. Bases 218 to 2056 code for a protein of 612 amino acids. Gene Ontology annotation, biological process: L-serine biosynthetic process.